Molecule: messenger RNA, 1668 nt
Organism: Paramecium sonneborni
Lineage: Eukaryota; Ciliophora; Oligohymenophorea; Peniculida; Parameciidae
Source: the annotation of a GenBank genome assembly
AUGGAUAAUAAUUAAAGAAGUUAAAAAGAAGCUUACUUAUAAGAAGAGAUUUUAGAUAAAGGAAUUGAUCCCAAUCACUUUCAAGAUUUUUGUGAGAAAAUAAAAGGAGAAGGUAUGAAAUUAAUAUAAAAUAAGAAAGUGAUAUAGAUAAAUGGACUUUGGAAGAUCUUGUGUAAUUAGUCAAUUAAUAUAAAAUUGAAUUUUUUACUACCGAUUUUGAUUAACCAGUAGACGAUAUGAUUAUUGGAUGGAAUGCUUUUGAUCAAGUGAUUCCAUAAAUGGAUAUAAAAAGUGAUCCUUAGAUGUGGAACUUAUUAGAUUUAGAUUAUGUAGAAUCUUCUCCUGUAAUCAAUCAAUAAGAAGAUAAAAAAGUUGAUUAACCAUAAAAAGAAAGUCAAAAAUAAAUUUAGUAAAUUCAUUAACAAUAAACAUUGGAAAUUAAUUAAAGAGUCUCAGAAAAACUAGAUCUUCCAAAUAUAGGUAAACCAUUGGCUAUAUCUCCAACUGCUUUGAAGCUAUAGGAAAUACAAUAAUAAAUGCCUAAAAAAUAGGCACCUGAAAUUUAUUCAUUUUCUUAAUGUUCUAAAUUAUAAUGUAAAAAAUUAGGAUUUAAUAUAUUCGCAUAAGGAGUUCCUUCUAUUAAAAUAACUGGGUAUCUAAUUAGAGAUAUAUAUUUAGCUUUGAAAAAAAAGCAGGAGGCCUCUUUAAAAGUGAUUAUGUUUUAUAUAGUGUUAAAACAGGAGAUGAAUAUAGUGUAUAAAGAAGAUAUUCUGAUUUUCAAUGGUUGUAAUAAACACUUUUUAAAUUAUUCCCAGGAAUUGGUAUUCCUAGUCUUUCAGAAAAAACAGCUAAAAAAAAUGCAAAAAAUACUGUUUAAAAAAGAACCAUUAUAUUAGAAUUCUUUUUAAAUGAAUUAGCAAAGAGUGAACUUUUUAGAAAUAGUAAAUAUUUUGUAGACUUUCUUCGUUUAAAUGAUCCAGUUUAAUUUAAAUAAUUAAUAAAGUUUGGUGAAAAAUUAAGUAAGCCUUGUAAAUUUGAAAGUAUUUUAAAUAUGACAGGAACUGUUGUAUUUGUACCAGAUAUUAAAUUGAAUAAUUUUGAAACUUUUAUAUAAUAAGAAGAGCCAAUUUAUGCAAAGAUAAAAAAUUUAUUCAAAGAGAUAACACAUCAUUUAUCAGCAGUAUCUAAACUUAUUAAAGAUAUUGAAGAUUCUCUAAAAUUAUUAACUGGUUUAUGUUAAAAAUAUGAAAUUAAUCAAGAUUAUGAUCCUUUAUAAGAAAUGACCAAAAAAUUAGAAGAAUAAAUAACAUAAUGCAGUUCAAAUUAAUACAAUAGAAUGUAUAACAUGUUUCGAUAUCAAACUUUAAAUUUUACAUAAAUAAAAAACAUAUUAAAAUUAAGAAAUGAAUUACAAACUGAAUUUUCAAACAGAAAAGAUUUUAAAGUUGAAUAAAUAAAUGAACUCUUUAGUUCUAGAGAGAAUGCUAAAUCGGUCGAUGAAUUAGAAUUUCCGGCAAAAGUAUUAAUUUAUGUAAUGAUAUUUAGAGUUCAAGACUUUUGGCAUACUAAUUAGGUUACAUGAAUUGGAGAACAAUAGAAGAAAUUAAGACAUUUUUAGAGCAUCGUUAGAUUGGAUUUCAAACUUUUUCACAAUAAGUGCUAAAAUGA